Messenger RNA from Quercus lobata, 591 nucleotides. RefSeq lists its product as uncharacterized. Bases 1 to 591 code for a protein of 196 amino acids. Lineage: Eukaryota; Viridiplantae; Streptophyta; Magnoliopsida; Fagales; Fagaceae. The transcript has a single exon. The record is from RefSeq and is a predicted model, not a curated record.
AUGCCCGUUGACCAGAUCUUGACGAAGAUUAAGGACGAGAAAUACCUGAAAUGGCCCAGGCCGUUACACUUGUCACCCAACGUGCGCGACAAGAGGAAAUACUGUCAUUUUCACAAAAAUCACAAGCAUUACACAGAGGAUUGUCGAGACCUAAAAGAGCAAAUAGAAGAACUCAUACGGAAGGGGAAAUUGCACAAGUACGUGAAAAGAGGAGAUUCGAGCAAGUAUAGGGACGGUGGUAGAGAUCAACACAAAGUUUCUCAGAGAGACGAGGAUAACCUACAACCUUGUCCACAAAGUGCAAUAGGGGAAAUAAGGACCAUCACAGGGGGGCCGUCCAUGGGAAGGUCGUUCAAAUCCCUCAAGAAAUCAUACCAAAGACAGGUGAACAGUGUCCAUAGCCUGCCUCCUUCGAAGCAAAGAUGGGUUGACCAAGACAUGUAUUUCUUAGAAGAAGAUGUUAGGGAAGUAAAGCAGCCUCAUGAUGACCCAUUGGUCAUUAUGAUCAUGAUUGAAGGAUUCAAUACCAGAAGGGUUCUAGUUGACAAUGGGAGCUCGGCAGAUAUUAUUUUCCUUUCUGCAUUCCAGUAG